CCGACCUCCUCCUGCUGUGCUAAAAUACGAACUCAAAUCUCUAAUUUCGCCACUAUCUAUUACCUACUUAAUUUUGUAAUAUAUAAGAAGUUAUAAUUUUGUUUAAAAAAUAUUAUAGUUAACUAUAAUACCUCAAAAUGCCUAUUCACAGAAUAGUUACGUUCUCUAGCAUGUUCUUACAAUGUAAUCGUGCAAAACCAGUAAUGAAAAUAAAUAUCCAUCAACUCAACACAUGCAGAUUUUUAACUGCGGAGCGAUCUAAACACACAAAAACCUUAAAAACAGAGAAAGAAAAGUUACGUGUUUUCGUAGUCCAGAGAUACAUAGAUUAUGUAAAGAAUUAUACCAAAGUUUUGGAGGUUAGAUUCCCUACUGCUGUGAGGAUGUACAGAGUGUUCAGUGUGGGCAUAAAGGACUUUUUAAAAGACUUAAAAACUUACAUAUCAUUAAGGUUUAAAAUUACCAGAGAUCAGGGAUUCUCUAAAAUGAGUCGGCAAGAGAUUGAGUUGUAUGAAAAAAUGCCUUCAGAUAUGUGGAGGAUAGCCCCAGUGCUGAUACUAUCAGCAAUCCCCUUCGGAAAUUACGUCAUAUUCCCAUUGGCGUUCCUGAAGCCAAAAUCUCUCCUCUGCUCUCACUUCUGGUCCAUACAACAACGCCUAGAUUUUUCCACUCAAGAUUUGACAGACCGCCUCAAGCACAAUAGGCCAGUAUUCCGGGCAUUGCAGGCCAAACUGGAUUCCAUACCUGAAGGGGAUCUCAAACGGCGCUGGCAAAAAGUGGUCGCUCUUCUUGGAUCUGGGGUCCAUCCUAUGCCGGAAGACGUGUUGGCCUGCCAGGAAUUGUUCACAAAGGAACCUUACCAUUUGAACGGCCUGACCUACCAUCAUAUGGGUGAACUACUACAAAUGCAUGGACUUAAGAAGCGUGUAUUUAGACUGAAUAAACUGAAAUACCGUGCUUUCCUUCUCCUGGAAAUGGAUAGAGCUAUAAUCAGGGAAGGGGGAGUGGACAUGCUCAAUAUGGAGACCUUAAGAUAUGCAUGUCACAUAAGAGGACUGAACGGCAGCCAUUUAUCAAAUAAUGACAUGAGGGAUUGGCUACAAAAAUGGCUUCAAAUAUCACAACAACUCGACAAAAACUCGUACUCUUUAAUAUUACACUGUCCCAUAUUCUUGGCUUAUAACCACCCCCAAAACUGGGUCCUUAUUUAUUAAUUGUGGCAAUAAUUGUUGUGUGGCUGUUGUUAUUCGAUAUUUACUAUCGCUAUUUUUGGACUGUUGUUGUAUUUAGAUGUUUAUUUAUUAACAGUAUUUAUAUCUUUGUAAAAGAUAAUGACAAAUAACAAGUGUUUUUAUGAUUGGUUGGCGCAAAGCAAUAAUGCACAUUUUAUGUUUUUGAAGUGUAAGUUGCGCUGCUGCGAAAUACAAAUAAAUUUUA
Messenger RNA from Ostrinia furnacalis (Asian corn borer), 1437 nucleotides. Its product is annotated as LETM1 domain-containing protein 1. Gene Ontology annotation, biological process: intracellular monoatomic cation homeostasis. NCBI's taxonomy places the organism in Eukaryota, Metazoa, Arthropoda, Insecta, Lepidoptera, Crambidae. The transcript is spliced from 4 exons. The record is from RefSeq and is a predicted model, not a curated record. Gene Ontology annotation, molecular function: ribosome binding. The coding region runs from base 138 to 1214 and encodes 358 amino acids. Gene Ontology annotation, cellular component: mitochondrial inner membrane.